This is a messenger RNA of Hydractinia symbiolongicarpus, 3440 nucleotides long. Its product is annotated as ATP-dependent RNA helicase DDX51-like. Lineage: Eukaryota; Metazoa; Cnidaria; Hydrozoa; Anthoathecata; Hydractiniidae. The record is from RefSeq and is a predicted model, not a curated record. Gene Ontology annotation, molecular function: nucleic acid binding; ATP binding. The coding region runs from base 892 to 2991 and encodes 699 amino acids. Gene Ontology annotation, cellular component: nucleus. The transcript is spliced from 7 exons.
GCAGUGAAGAAAAUAAGCUUUACACAAGUGAUUUAUGUUAUGUUGGCAUAGUAAAAAUGUUCUCUUUAUUUCUGUAUUCUGUAUUAAGAGACUGUUGACAAAAGGAUUUACUGCGAGCUACCAUUGAGUUUCAUGUGAAGACUUUUGGUGGUUUGAUUGAAGAAUAAGUAAAAUAAGCUUGUUUGUUUGUGACUGUUGUGAUUUUUCGCUGUGUGAUACCAAUGACAAUAGGUUUUUUAUCUAGGUUUUUUAAAACCCCAUUUAAGACAGUUAUUUACUGAAAAUGCGGGUUUCUGGUCAAACGAAUAUGGUCGAAUCGAUCGACGUCGAUCACAUCGAUGUUACUAAAAAUAGAACAUUGCAUGAUCUUCGUCGAUCGACAUGAUUCAUGGAUUGGAGACAUUAAUACGAAAAUAUUUUUUUUGUUUAUCCCAUUUAAAUGUCAUGAAAUUCUAGGUACAUGCUCAAUAUCAUUAUUUCAUAUCAAAUUUGUGUUAUUGCUUUGAAAUAUAUUUAAAUGAAUCGCCAUCGAUCGAGGCAUGGUCGAAUUUAAGUGAAAACCAAUUUUAAUAAAAACGAUCCGACCGCAUUCGUUUGAGUGGAAGCCUUCCUUGGGGAAGAAAUUUUUGGUGGGAAUUUAUUUUGGCAGGUGGCACAAGCAUGUUAAUUAAAAUCCACACAUAAAAGUAAAAAAACUAACAUUAAAUAACUAAUUUUGGCAUGGCUUUAAUUCACAAAUUCCGCAAAAUUGUCUUUCCGCUUUAACUUCUUCCCUUAAGGUAAUCUUUCUGAUUAUUAUCACUGUGUUUGGUCAAGUUCUUUUUUCGUUCUAGCUAUAGAUUUUCCUUUGAUUGUGUAAUAAUUACAAUGUAUUUCAAACAGACGUAAUAAAUGCAAUUGAAAAUGGACUUGUUUACCAUUGAAAGAUAUGGUUGUGAAAUUCAUCAGACAACUCCUGAUGACCAAAUGCGUAAAUUGAAAGAGAGAAUAGAGAGACGUAAAAGCGAGCGCAAGAGUAACGUUGAAGCACAUGUAGAAGAUGCAAAUAAAAAUGAAGGGACACCAAAAAAGAAAGCCAAGAAGGAGAUAAGGGGAAUAAAAGUAGAAGCUGAUAUAAAUGAAGUUAAUAAUAUAAAUAGAAAAAGCAUAAAAUCUAAAUCUAAAGAUAAGAAAGGGGAGAAAGAACUAAUAUCAUUGCCAGAAAACAGAAUGAAAUCAGAAUCAUCUAAUAUUGCAUCUCCACGAGAGAAAAUACGAAAACUUAAGAAAUCAAAACCAAAUGCUGAUUGUGAUAGUGAAAUAAACACAGUUCAGGAUAAUGAUCAAGAACCGCCCAAAAAGUAUGAUGCAGAUGAUGAUAUAGUAAGGAUGUCCAUAGAAAGUGUGGAUGAGGGAAAUGAAAGUACGGUAGUUGAUGAAACAAUGAUAAAGAAUAUAAACGAGACAAAUGUGGAUGAAGGUGUUAACGAAAGUAAAGUUAAGGACGAAAAGCCUAACAAAAGAUUAUUUCUUGUAUUAGGGAAACAAACUCACAAAAAGAAGACAAAAGUAAGGAGGAGUUUGCCACGAUGGUUGUCCGAACCAAUUGUUCUACCUGCAGGAAUCGAUGCUGGCAAAGUUCUAAUAGCUGAAACAAAUUUUGUCAGUGAAAACAUGUUAAAGAACUUAAACUCUGCGGAAAUCACUCAUUUUUUUCCAGUCCAAGCAUACGUGAUCCCAAAAGUGCUGCGCAUUAAGCAACAUAGUUGGCUACCUCCACAAGACAUUUGUGUGCAAGCCCCAACCGGCAGUGGAAAGACCUUGGCAUACACAUUGCCUAUCAUUGAAACAUUGUCGAAAAAGAUUGUAAGAAGUUUGUACUGUUUGGUUAUAUUGCCGUCCAAAGACUUGGCUUUUCAAGUGAAACAAGUUUUCGAGUUUUACACCAAAGGUACUCAUGUUAAAGUUGGUUUGGCGUCUGGAGUAAAGACGUUUUCAAAAGAGCAAGAAAUGUUGACGGUAAAAGGACCUAACGGAUACAUUAGCAAAGUGGAUGUACUAGUUUGCACUCCUGGUAGACUAGUAGACCACAUAAAGCAAACUGAAGGCUUUUCACUUCGACAUUUACAAUUUCUCGUUAUCGAUGAAGCUGAUCGAUUGCUUGGGCAAGACUACAGUGGAUGGCUUGGACUUGUCAUGCAGUGUCACCAAAAGUUGUUUCCGUUAAACGUGCGUACACUUCAACAGAAUAGUCCUCCCUUGCAGAAGCUCUUGUUUUCAGCAACUCUCACGCAGAAUCCGGAGAAGCUUGCGCCGCUCGAACUGUUUAAGCCCGUCUUGUAUACCUCUCAGAUGAAGAGUGGAAGUAGGGACAAUGAUGUCGAACAUGUGACAGACGAUGAGCGGUUUAUCAUUCCUCCCGAACUCGUUGAGAAAAUGGUUGUGGUUGAAGAAGGGGAGAAGCCUCUGGUGUUAAACUACCUGAUGAUGACUUUGCAUCGUAAACGUGUUUUAUGCUUCACGAAAUCUAUUGAGGGAACACACAGAUUAUGUGUGCUGUUAAAGUCAUUUGGUGGUUUCACUGUAUCAGAGUUCUCCUCCAGUCUAUCAGAAACGCAGCGGAAAGGUAUCAUACGAGAUUUCAAAAGCGGUAAGAUCGACUUAUUAGUUUCGUCCGAUGCUAUGGCUCGUGGUAUUGAUAUCGAACACGUCAGUCUCGUUGUUAACUACGACCCUGCUGCAAGUGCGAAGACGUAUGUACAUAGAGUGGGAAGAACUGCGAGAGCUGGAAUGAAAGGGGAAGCGAUCACAAUUCUUUCGCGUAAAGAGGUCUUCCAUUUCAAGCAGAUGAUGAAGAAGUUAUCUGGUAGUUCGUACAGUGUGAUGAAAGUCAAGAAAACCGACAUUGCAUCUUUUGAAGAGAAGUAUGCGGAGGCGUUGAGUUCACUCCAAUCUAUCGUUGCCGAGGAGAAGAGGGCGAAACAUGCGGGAAUAUUAACAAAGAAGACAUAGUUGUGGUAAAAGACCUACUGUUUGAAGUAGACAUUUUUUAUUUCCCAAUCGUGAUAGAAGGAGGGAAUGUACUGGAGACGUCAUAAUUAAGAAGGUGAGAAGGAAACGAAAAUCUGUGUGUAGAGUCUGUCGAGUGAAACGUGCUUAUGUGAGUACAAUAUAAGGAAGACUUGCGUGACGGUAAAUCAGACUUCCUACUUCCCGUGACGUAUAAUCGGAUUGAUUAAUCAUUUGUGAAAAGGAAAAGUUGCGUAAUUUAAUUAAAUUGACAAACAGAAUUAGUAAAUCAGAUAAAUUAUGACCUAUACCAAAUGUAAAGAACGGAUAUGUAAUUUUCCGACUAGAUGAAUUUAAUUUUUAAUUGGAAAAUUGAAUAUAAUUGUAUGGGAAAUUUUGUAAUGUUAACAAUUUGUAAGUAAACGAACCAAGCGUAAAAACUGCUUCAUACU